Peromyscus maniculatus bairdii (prairie deer mouse) is the source of this 1810-nucleotide messenger RNA. It is a transcript of the gene B3galt9, whose product is annotated as beta-1,3-galactosyltransferase 9. Gene Ontology annotation, biological process: protein O-linked glycosylation. The record is from RefSeq and is a predicted model, not a curated record. Gene Ontology annotation, cellular component: Golgi membrane. Gene Ontology annotation, molecular function: hexosyltransferase activity. NCBI's taxonomy places the organism in Eukaryota, Metazoa, Chordata, Mammalia, Rodentia, Cricetidae.
GCUUCAUCUGGUUUCCUGGAGGUGAAGAGGAGAGCAGGAGCAUUCGGUUUCACUAAAACUACAAAUCCCAGCACUCCCCGCGGCAGACAGCUACGGGUCCCAGCAGGUUUCGUCAACAGGACCCCCGGGUUCUCUUAGAGACCCGGAGUUCCGCCUGAGAGGGCGCGGGGCGUGUCGCGGCCCGGAAAGAAGCGAGUUAGGCUUCGACGUCGCUGCGCAGACGCCACUCACGGGUCGGACGUGACGUCAGGAGGGUUCCGGCUUCGGCCUCCGCCGCUGCCUCCCGCACUACAGCUGCUGCCGCUGCCGUCGUCGCGUCUGGUUCUUCCUAAAAUGGCGCCGCUAGAUCUGGACAAGUAUGUGGAGAUAGCGCGGCAGUGCAAGUACCUUCCCGAGAACGACCUGAAGGUGACAUUCUGCAGACUUCGGACUCACCAGUGGUGUUUCAUUCUGUUUAAUGUCAUACUGUUUCAUGCCUUGCUCUUUGGAGCUGACUUUGUGGAAGAAUACUUUUUACGGUCUUUGCCUCAUGUCGAUAUCAAAAUUCUUGAAAUUAAGAACAAGGCAAGAAAACUGAACAUGGAAUCUGUAAAAAGCAAUCUUUCCAAGUAUUAUGUUCUGAGCCAGCCGGAGGCAUGUAAUGGGAAAACCAUCUUUCUGCUCUCUCUUAUCUUCAGUAGCCCAGAGAAUGGAACAAGACGGGAGCUCAUCAGGAAAACCUGGGGUAGUGUGACCAGUGUCCAAGGAUAUCCGAUUCUCACACUGUUUGCUCUGGGAAUGCCAGCUCUGUUAACUACCCAGGAAGAAAUAGACAUAGAGUCUCAGAAGAAUAACGAUAUCAUUGAAGGGAUCUUCUUGGACAGUUCUGAAAACCAAACCCUGAAGGUCAUCUCAAUGACUCAGUGGGCUGUGGCCUUCUGUCCUAAUGCCCUGUUCAUCCUCAAAGUUGAUGAAGAAAUGUUUGUCAAUCUACCAGGCUUGGUAGACUAUCUCCUCAGUCUAAAAGAACACUUGGAAGGUAUCUAUGUAGGAAGGGUUAUUCACCAGGAUAUACCUAACAGAGACCCCCACAGCCAAGAAUUUGUCCCUCUUAGUGAGUACCCAGAAAAAUAUUACCCAGACUACUGCAGUGGUGAGGCCUUUAUAAUGUCCCAAGAUGUGGCUCAGAUGGUGUACGUGGUAUCGAAUGAGGCAUCUAUAAUGGUACCUGCUGAUGUAUUUGUAGGGAUCUGUGCUAAGCUGGUUGGCCUUAUACCCAUCCACAGCUCAAGGUUUUCUGGGGAAAGACACAUUGUGUAUAACAGAUGUUGCUACAAGUUCAUCUUUACAUCUUCAGAAGCUACGGAUGCUGAAACAUCCCUGGCAUGGAGAGAAAUGAAUGAUGGGAAAAAGUGUUCACUGUUUGAGACUUACUAUGGGCUCAUUUCCUGUAAACUUCUGACAUACCUCAACAGCUUUAGACGUUUUCGUGUGGGGACUGUGCAAGGCAGUGCUGUGCACUUUGGUGAAUAGUAGUCACUUGCUUUCCUUUUAAGUCUUUUGUUUUUAAAUUGCUGUUGGCCCAUUAUAGAAAGCAACUCUAUGUCCCCAAGUCAUGUAGCAAUCUGAAUCUUUAUUCAUACCUAGCAAAACCACAAAAUGUUCUUAGUGCUCUGAUGUACCCAAUCUUGACACCUUGUUUUUGACGUUUUAAGACAUUUAGAUUAGUAUGGUGUGAUUCUUUUCAAAAUAAAAUCUUUCAGAAAAGAGAGAACAUUAGCCAGGUGGUGGUGGCACAUGACUUUAAUCCCAGCAUGAGGAGGCAGAGGCA